Molecule: messenger RNA, 360 nt
Organism: Marchantia polymorpha subsp. ruderalis
Lineage: Eukaryota; Viridiplantae; Streptophyta; Marchantiopsida; Marchantiales; Marchantiaceae
Source: the annotation of a GenBank genome assembly
AUGCGGGUAAAUUUCCCUCUCGUUUCGGUGAGGUCGAAAUCGGGAUGUUCAGGUUUCUUACAUUUACGGGGCCGUCAUUUGUCAUUAGUUGGAGUUUCUAGGCGCUGGCUGGUCGCCGUCGCCGUCGCCGUCCCAGUAGCUGCUAGUUCGGAGGGGAGGUCAGCGACUGUGCGUGCAGUGGUAGAUUCCCCUGGACCGAUCAGCUUUCAGAAUUUCAGACCAUUCUUAUCUCCGCAGAUUGAGAGCUGGAGUCAACGGGAUUCGGAAGUCCGAUCACAGGAUGCGAGUGCUUGUGAGCAUCCCGCUGCUCUCGUCGAUACUGAACGACUGAUGUCAAGAGUCGCUGUCGUCGGAGGUUGA